AUGGGCUAUUGGGCAAUUAUCAUUUUAGGACAUUUGACCAUUUUGAAGUGUGGCUAUGACUAUGUGGCUUUGGGGCUGGGUGGUAUUGCUGUGGUUCCUGACCACAUGCUCAACUUUCAGUGGGUUCACCUCGCACGUGGGGUCCAUGUGACACUCUUCUCUCAUCAGAUCCUGUCGGCGUGUCUUCACCAACUCUUGUCGGACCUCCCUAGCACUGUUCUGAUCACUGGGGUUGUUAAGAUACCGAAGCUAGGUGCUAUAGGGGGAUUGAUUGUGCAGCUGAUGUUCUUGAGAUGUAGGGAUUGCAAUUCAAAGGCUAAUGAAGUUGGGGUUUGA
This is a messenger RNA of Sphenostylis stenocarpa, 336 nucleotides long. Lineage: Eukaryota; Viridiplantae; Streptophyta; Magnoliopsida; Fabales; Fabaceae. The record is from the annotation of a GenBank genome assembly.